CCACCAUGGCCCAGCCGGGGACACCCGCCGCCUACAGCAGCCAGAAUGGGGCUGGCCAGCCGCAGCAGCAGCAGCCGUACAGCAACGGUCCUGUACAAAACCCAAUGGUGAAUUCAUCACGCUUACCAGGUGGACAGGGAUACAAUUCUUUUGUCCCAGGCAUGUAUUCUCAGCAAGCGCCUGCAAAGAACCUGGUGCAUACAUCUUCUGGACCCUAUAACUAUGGUGCACCUCAGAACGCUUCACCUUUUAGUAAUUAUCAGAGACCUGGGCAGACUCUUAAUCGGCCACCUAUUGGAUCUGCUUCUCCAGCAACAGCACAGCUGGGACCUGUUGCCCAGAUGCCUCCUCUAUCACAGAACUCAGCUGCUGCAUCAAGCUCUGCAGGUAGCUUUCAUUCUGGAGUUAAUCUUCCAGCACACUCAAACUGGCAGUACGGACAGGCUCCUUCAAUUCAGCCAGCAAUGGGCUCUCAGCCAAACCAUUUUGCUCAUGCAGGGGCAACUCAGCCAUUGUUACCUUCAUCAGGGAAUACAAAUCCAUCAGCAACCUAUCAUGUUUCUUCUGCUGGAGGUCCUCCAGUUCAAAACAGCUAUACAAAGCCAGGUUCUGUUCCUCUUCCAGGUAAUCAGCUAACAUAUUCACCAGUUAGACCUCCUUUAGGACCUCCUCCAGUUAGCAGUCCAGCCUCUACACGGCCCAUGGCUCCUCCAGCAAGCAUGACACCCCAAGCAUUACAGAAUUCAUCAAAUACACAAGGAGGUGAUCCUGCAUCCACUGCCAGUGAUGGAUUGUUGGUCCAGAACAAUUAUGAUACAAUAGAAGGAGGAGGCUUCUUGGCAACUGCACAUCCCCCUUCUGCUCCUCAGAAUCCUAAAACAAACAGACAUGUUGGAAGUGCUUAUCCCACCUUGCCACCAGGCUACCAGAAUGCAUCUCCAUCUGCAGGACCAAGAAUGCAGUAUCCAGGUGGAUCACCACAGUUUCCUCAACCUGGCUUGGGAGCAAAUUCCUUAGCUGCAUCUAUGGGUGGACUGAGCCUUCAGCCAGAAGGAUUAAGACCUAUUAAUCUUCUUCAAGACAGAAAUAUUCUCCCUGCAACCCCUUUGCAGGCACCUAUUCCGAACUUGCACGAAGAUAUCCAGAAGGUCAACUGCAAUCCAGAGUUAUUCCGAUGUACCUUGACUAACAUUCCUCAAACUCAGGCCUUACUGAACAAAGCCAAACUUCCUUUGGGGCUCCUGCUUCAUCCUUUCAAAGACCUAUCGCAAUUGCCUGUGGUAACCUCCAGUACAAUUGUGAGAUGUCGUAGCUGUAGGACAUACAUCAAUCCUUUUGUCAGCUUUCUUGACCAAAGGAGAUGGAAGUGCAAUUUAUGUUACAGAGUGAAUGAUGUUCCUGAAGAAUUUAUGUACAAUCCUGUGACAAGAGUUUAUGGAGAACCUCAUAAAAGACCUGAAGUUCAAAAUGCCACAAUUGAGUUUAUGGCUCCUUCUGAAUAUAUGCUACGUCCACCUCAGCCUCCUGUGUACCUCUUUGUGUUUGAUGUGUCACAUAAUGCAAUAGAAACAGGAUACUUGAACACUGUAUGCAAGACCGUGUUGGACAAUCUAGAUUUACUUCCAGGAAACACUAGAACAAAAAUAGGCUUUAUAACAUUUGACAGCACAAUCCAUUUCUAUAGCCUUCAGGAAGGUCUCUCUCAGCCCCAGAUGUUGAUAGUUUCAGAUAUUGAAGAAGUGUUUAUCCCAAUGCCGGAAAACCUACUAGUAAACUUAAAUGAAAGUAAAGAGCUAAUUCAAGAUUUAUUGAAAACUUUGCCUCAAAUGUUUACUAACUCCCUGGAAACUCAGAGUGCUCUGGGACCUGCACUACAGGCUGCCUUUAAAUUGAUGUCCCCCACCGGUGGUCGGAUUUCUGUCUUCCAGACACAACUUCCAACUGUAGGAGUGGGUGCGCUCAAACCUCGGGAAGAGCCUAACCAAAAAGCAGCUGCAAAGGACAUCCACCUUACGCCAUCUACUGACUUCUAUAAAAAGUUGGCCUUGGACUGUUCUGGACAGCAGGUUGCAGUUGACCUGUUCCUCCUCAGUGGCCAGUACUCUGACCUGGCUUCAUUAGGCUGUAUAUCGAGGUAUUCAGCUGGUAGUGUCUAUUACUACCAAUCUUACCAUCAACAACACAAUCCUCUUCUGGUGGAGAAACUACAGAAAGAGCUGAAACGAUACUUGACUCGGAAGAUUGGUUUUGAGGCUGUCAUGCGAAUAAGGUGUACGAAAGGCCUUUCGAUUCAUACCUUCCAUGGCAACUUCUUUGUACGGUCAACAGAUCUGUUGUCUUUACCCAAUGUGAACCCUGAUGCAGGAUAUGCGGUACAGAUGUCAGUAGAGGAGAAUCUCACAGACAUGCAGGUUGUCUGCUUCCAGUCAGCUCUCCUCUAUACAUCUAGUAAAGGUGAAAGGAGAAUUCGUGUUCACACUUUGUGCUUACCAGUUGUUAGCCAGCUGAGUGAUGUUUAUUUGGGAGCUGACGUGCAAGCAAUUAUCGGGCUGCUAGCCAAUAUGGCUGUUGACCGGUCAGUUACUGCUAGCCUGAGUGAUGCUCGAGAUGCACUGGUGAAUGCUGUAAUAGAUUCCCUGUCUGCGUACCGGUCCUCUGUCCUAACCAUUCAGCAGCCUGGACUCAUGGCUCCGAUUUCAUUACGUCUCUUCCCACUGUAUGUGCUGGCUCUCUUAAAGCAGAAAGCAUUCCAAACUGGGACAAACAUACGUUUAGAUGAUCGCAUCUUUACCAUGUGUCAAGUGAAGAACCAACCUUUAGUGUACCUCAUGCUUAUGAUGCAUCCUAAUUUAUACCGAAUUGACAAUCUCACAGACGAGGGAGCCCUCAACGUCAAUGACAGAAAAAUACCUCAACCUCCCAUUCUCCAGCUGUCUGUGGAGAAGAUAAAUAGAGAUGGUGCCUACCUUAUGGAUGCUGGCUCUGUGAUGUUUUUGUGGGUUGGAAAGAAUUGUGGACAGAACUUUAUCAGCCAUGUCCUUGGAGUUCCACACUAUGCAUCAAUACCACACAAUAUGACACAACUUCCAGAACUUGAUACAGCUGAGUCUUCUAGAAUGCUUGCUUUUAUCUCUUGGCUGAGGGAGCAAAGGCCCUUCUUUCCUAUAUUGUAUAUUUUAAGGGAUGAAAGUCCAUGGAAACCAAGUUUCCUGCAAAAUAUGAUAGAAGACAGAACAGAAUCUGCAUUAUCGUACUAUGAGUUCCUUUUGCAUAUUCAGCAGCAAGUGAAUAAAUGAGCCCCUUUCAAAGGACUGUUCCUGCAUACAGAACACUUGUGCUUGUAAUGCUCCUAUAAAGUUUUUGGCCUGAUGCAGUUGAUGAGAAUCUCACUGUGAUUUUCAGAAAGAAAGGAAAAACAAAGUAAAUAAAGGACCACCAAAUCCUGUACUUCAAACAAUUAAAAUCCAUUUGAACAUGUUGGAUGCCUUUUUAAUUUGCUGCAGAAUGUUUCACUGUAAGUAGCAUUAUAAAGGCAAUAUUGAAGAGAUGAACCUUUAUAAAAGAUUUUUUUGUCCAAAAUACUAUGUUUCUAACUUUUUGUUUUGUUUUUCUGCUUUGUUUUGCUGCUAUAUUUCAAACCUCCCAAGACUGAGUUGCAGGGAAACUAUAUUGUCUUGAUUUAUACAAUAUGUAUCACUAAUUUUUUUAAAAAUACAUUUUUAAAGAAGCAAUGAAACAAUUCAUUGUGAACAAAAUAUUUAAUGAACAUAGUUUCUAGUGCUUUUCAAAAUGGAUUAUGAUAAGCAAGGCAGAGUAAACAUGAAGGGAUCUGGCUGGAUUUAAAUGAAUAUGAAACAAUUCAUUUAAAAAGCUUUAAGAUGCACCAGUAUUCUAGUACCUGAAAGAACCAUGAACUUGCACUAUGUCCAUUGAGAAUUCUAAUCACAUGGCCUGAAUCGGCUACAAAAAUGGUGACCAUGGAUACUCGUCUUCGAUAGUAACAUGAUGCGUGUAAGUCUUAAUUCAUUAAUUGAAAGUAAAUAGGGGAACAGACUGUCCAACCAAAAGUCUUUGAUUGCAUUUGAUUAAAUAUAAAGUCACAUUUUUAUAUUCAGUUUAAGAUUUUUAAUACGAGUGCUUAAUGGUGACACUAAGCCAUAAUCAUCACGUUAAAAACAGUGUUGAGUAACUUGUAUAAAAUCCAGAUGAGCAUCUGACAUGCUGCCAUUUAAAAUUGAAAAAAAUGCAGGGAAGACUUUUUGUGGCUUUAAUGGAAAAAGAUUUCAGAAAUCCUGCUUAAUAGGCAAGAAUCCCAAGUUCUGCAUAGUAUAAGCAAGAAUAAUAAAUGUUAGUUUUACUCAUACCCAGGAAACUACUGUGAAAUAAAUCAUGGCAAACAGCAUUAGUGUUUUUUAUGAUAUGUCUGUGUAAAUUACCACACAAGCAGCCAGCAUUAGUAUCAUCCUUCAUCCAUAAUAGAACUUCAACUUGUAGCUGUCUUGGAUUUCUAUUUUUUCUUGCACCUCUUCUCCUCUCCCAAGAAAAGUGGAUCGGAAAUAUCUUUCCAUUGCACUUCUUCCUUGGUGUUCCUUUUGUGGAAUGAUACUUUGCAGCCAUUUUUCAGACUGUUGCUUUUGUUCAGUUAUAGAAGAUUAACUGAAAUGUCCUCAGUGACGGGCAUGGGUAAGCAUUACAUGCACAAAAAGCCACUAAUGUUCUCCAAAGAACUGUGGUGUUUAUAAACCAGCAUUUCGAAUCGGAAUACCAACUCUUAUCUACUUCUAACAACAUUGUCUGCUAAUCCAUCCGGUGUGUCAGAGUGGUCUAUAAAAAGUUGCUUAUAGAAUUGUUCACUUUCGUGUUACAGGUGUGUGUGUGGGGGAAUCUCCCUCUUCAAAAGGGAUUAAAAUACCCGUUGAAAUCUGCAAAAGAGAAGUUCCUUAUUGCUGGUGUCAUUCUUUUUUUUUAAAGUACAGUAGUAAUUCAGUUAUGGAAGUUGCUAUCAAGAACGAUAUGCACAUUUUCAGCAUGUGAUCAUAAUUUAGUGCCUGCUUGUGAGUACUGGAAUAUUAUUAUUUUGACCAUAGUUCCAUUGACUCUUCUAAACAAAAGUGUAGAAAAUAUACCAAAAACAAUUUGUGCAUAGAAACAGGCUUGUGUGCUUAGGUUAUUUUUCUGGUUCAGGCACAGGUACUGUGCAUGGAUCAUCCAGCACCCCUUGGGUGAAUAACUGCUCCUUAUGCUGCACACAUAAUAUUUUGAACAGAUAACUGGUGUCGCCAGGCUUGAUUGUACUCCUUGGGGUGGUGGGAGCCCUUCAAUGUAGCACCAUGCCCAGCUGUCUCCUGAGCACAAAGAUACUUAGUUUGAAGAGUGUGUCGCGGGGUGUGUGUAUUUCAAACAUGGUUUCACUUCAUGUAAGACAGGAUGAUAGGCCUUGACUGAACUAGCCUAACUGAGGGAGAAAAUGAUUUCAAGAAUAAAUCCCUAAUCUCCAUCUCUUUAACAAAAAUAAAAAAGAUGGUGAACACAUUAUACUGUCUGGAUAGGAAUGCUUUUUAGAAUGUUCAUACUCUUUUUUGCAAUAUUGAAUUUUCUAAUUUUCCUCAUGAUGGACAAAACUACAUCUGCUUCAAGUUGUAUUCCUUUUUAAUAAUAGGGAUUGCAGGGCAGACCCAUGUGUAAAAUUGCCUAUGCUAUACUUUUACUUAGAACUGUCUCUUUUAAGAUCUGUAACGACUUGACUAGGCAAGAAUGGCCCUGAUGCUUCCAUCUUAGUGUGGCAGUUCACAACAGAUGUUCUCUAUUUUUCUAGUUUUAAGAUUUUUAAACAAUUUAGUAUGAUUGAUGGAUAUGUUAAAUUCAGUCAGCAUCAAAACCAUCCAUUUUAAUUAGCCUUUACAUUUCUGUAAUUUCAUAAUUUGCAAUAAUGAUGUUUAUUUUUAUUCAAAAUUAAUUUAACAGAAUAUAUAAUCAUACAGAAUGUGAAGGGACCAUCAGAUGUGACAUAAAGCUUCUGUCCACCAGUUACAGAUUAAAUCCUUACGUAGUAAAUUUGAUUUUGUAAAGUAGUGUAAAAUAUUGUAAUAUUAAUCCUUGUUUUCUGAACUCAGACAUUGAUAUUCGGUGUGAAAUUGUAAACCAUGCUCUUCUGAAAUUGGAGGCAAGGUUUUACUUGUUCCCCUUUUUACAGUUUGUAAUUUUCACUGUUUUAUUCCUGUAUAAAGUCAUUUGUAACACAUGCAAAUGCUUAUUUUAGCUGUGCUAAUUUAUCAAAUUUGGCUACUCAAUAAAAUUAAUUGAAAGAGCUCA
Molecule: messenger RNA, 6312 nt
Organism: Lacerta agilis (Sand lizard)
Lineage: Eukaryota; Metazoa; Chordata; Lepidosauria; Squamata; Lacertidae
Gene: SEC24A
Product: SEC24 homolog A, COPII coat complex component
Exons: 23
Coding region: 6-3296 (1096 amino acids)
Biological process (GO): intracellular protein transport; endoplasmic reticulum to Golgi vesicle-mediated transport; COPII-coated vesicle cargo loading
Cellular component (GO): endoplasmic reticulum exit site; COPII vesicle coat
Molecular function (GO): zinc ion binding; SNARE binding
Source: RefSeq, a predicted model, not a curated record